AUGGCUAAGUCCGCUGUUGUCCACGGCAGCGAUCGUCAUGCGAUGGCCUUUGGUGCCCUCCUGAUGCUGGGAAACUCUGCGUUGCGGUCAUCGGGGCGUUGCUUCGAGGGAAUAUUGCUGAUCGUCGGCAUCGUCAGCUUGCUAUGGCAGCAGGCGCUCACAGAAGUGGCUAGUGACCAGACAGCUGUAUUAUUUGCAGUCCUGCAGAAAGCGAACUUCUUUGCUUACCAGGUGGCUAUGUGCAUCCUUGGUUUUGGGUUACACUCUCUUGCGUUCGGGGCUAUUGCCUGGGGUCUCGUUGGAUAUGCAGUGUUUGCGGUGGGCGCGAUAGCAGAAAUCUUUGGCUUCUCAAUCGGAGUCAUGCUGUCAGCGCCGGGUGGCUUAUUUGAAGUCACCCUGCCGAUCUGGCUCUUCACUAAAGGCUUCGCUCGAGAUGAAGGGUCGCAGUGGUGGAAUGCCGGCGAAGAACGCUACCUCACCUCCGGGCUGGGAGCACAACUCAGCGCCUUUGUCGAUGGCUGGAACUGGCCGCACGCCCUGUGUCUCCUGCGGAGCCACUCCCUGGCCGGCCUGACACCUCCGCUCGGCGUGUACGAUGCCCUCUUGUCCGCCUGCAUGGACCAAGGCCAUCUGGACCUGGCGAUAGAACUUCUCCACGAGUCGGAGCCCCAGCGGUCGCCGGCCUCCUUUCUUUGGACGCUGGCGACCCUGGGUGUCGAGGAACCAGCGGUGCUUCUUGGUGCCCUCGUCGAAGGGGCGCGAGUUCUGGAGGACCUCUCAGAGGAGGCCUUCGGCAUCGUCGCGGCCUGGCGAUCUCUGGCGCUGCUGGGUGUCAGUAGCCCGAAGUUGGAGGCCGCGCUGUCCAAGAUUGCCUUGGAGAGGCUCCCAGAAUGGAGUCUCGCCGAGAUCCGCGUGGCCGCGGCGGGGGCUGCCGGUGCUGAGGUGGCGGAUGUCGACUUCUUGCAGCGUGCGCAGGGCUCACUGCUACCUGACCUCACACGGUCUGCCAACUCUAGGGACGUGAAGGGCCUGGCCCGCUUCACCUUGCGCCGGCAGGGUCGCGAUGUGCUGGCUGUGGUCUUCGCAUGCCAGAUCACGGGCUGUUUGAAGCAGCGCUUCCUGAAGGCGGUCUAUGGCCUGUUCGCACAGCUUGGCCGCGUCUUGGACCGGCGACGCCCAACAGCAGCCGCCAAGCAGGCGGGUGGGGGCUUUGCAGCUGGCGAAGCCUUGCCGUACACGGCGCUGGCAUCUCCGGACCGCCCGGUGCUGUUCAAGCCGCCUGGUUGGGAGGUCUAUGGGGGUCACGUGGAGCCGCAGCUCCUGGACUACGGCAAAGUGAGUUUCGGACCCCGCCCGAUCUUCGAGGAUCGGGUUCACAACUUCGGCUUCCUGCACCGUCUCGACAUCCCGAGCUCCGGGCUGAUCCUGGCGGCGCAGAGCUAUGAGGCCUUCUACGAUCUGCAAGUGCAGCUGCAUGCUGGGCAACUGGAGCGUGACUAUGAUGUGCUGUGCCACGGAUUUAUGCCUCGGCAGCGCUCAGUGAGAGCUCGCGUUCGGUUCCUGGGCGAAGGGCCCACGCUCAGCGGGGGUCGCGGGAAGCUUGCCGUGUCGAUGGUCGAGCCAGUCACCCAUGGCUUCCAUGAGGUUGGCAUCCUCAGCCAUGUUCAGAUUCGCAUCCAUACUGGCCGGAGGCACCAGAUCCGCAGCCACUUGGCACAUCUUGGCCAUCCGCCAGUACGCGACAGGCUCUACACCAGCAUGGCCACCUACUUGUCCGAUGCACGCCUCUGUGCGCGCAACUGGCUGCACCGAUGUGGCCUCGCCUUCUUGGAUGCCUUGGGCCAGCGGCAAGAGGUAAGCUCGAAGCUUCCAGCAGAUCUCGUUAGCAAAGACAUGGUGAGGGAAGGCUUCACCUGGCUGAAAGCGAUUGAGGGCGAAAUGGGCAAGAAGUCGCCGAAGCCGGAGGUACUGGAAGCGCUGAGCCGCUCUUUCUACGAGGUUAUCCCCUUGCUCGACUCAGAAGACAAGGCGGCCAUCACCACCAUGGAGCUAUUUCAGCGGAGGUUGCGGGUGGUGACGAUGCUGUCGGACAUCGAGGCUGCGCAUUCGCAGUGGCGGGUGCUGCUGGCGGAAGACCCUGCCCAACAAGGCUACCGACUGGAGGAGGGCGUGAGCAACGAAUCUCCGAGUCCCGUUGCGCUGGAGACGAACGACUCCUCCUUCGUGUUGGCGAAUGAGAUCCGCGACCAGAUGAGCUACAUUGCGUUCUUUGUGGCGGACAUCGGCGAUGGCGAUGAGGAUUUCCAGGGCCGCCAGACGCGUUUGCUGGCAGAGUCGCUGCCACCAUCGCAGGGCGCAGCGAAGAAGAAGAUGUCGCUCGCCAAGGCGUGCCUGAGUACCUUUAAGGCCUUCAUUGCCACUGGCAUCCUCUUUAUGCCGCAGGCGGUUACCAAUGCCGGGUGGGCGUGGGCGCUACUGUUGAUGAGUGGCUCUUGCGUGAUUUCAACAGCCGGCGUGCUCUUACUGGGCCAGUGCCACCAGAGGUGCAACUUGUCCUAUCCGCUCAUGGGCCAGAAGGCCUACGGAGGCCUGGGAUACGCCUUGAUCGCCGGGCAGGUGUCCUUGUCCCAGUUCGGUUUCUGCACAUCCUACUUCAUCUUCAUCUCGUCGACCUUGCAGAGGGUCUUGGCGACAUGGAAGCUGCCCGUCCCUCCAACAGCGGCCAUCCUCUGUGCCAUUUCGUUCAUGAUGACUCCGCUGGGUUGGAUCCGGCGCAUCAGCAAGAUGAAAGUGUCAAACCUGAUCGGCGAUGCCAUCAUCAUGUUUGCUAUUGCCGCAGUCGCUGUGUCCGCAGUGGUCACGGUAUCGGAGAAGGGGAUUUCGGAGGAGGUGGUUGCGUUCGCCCCGCCAGAGAGGGUCAUGGUCUUUGCCGGCACGGCCGUCUACGCCUUCGAGGCCAUGGUUGCUGAAUAG
Messenger RNA from Symbiodinium natans, 2973 nucleotides. Lineage: Eukaryota; Dinophyceae; Suessiales; Symbiodiniaceae. The record is from the annotation of a GenBank genome assembly.